This is a messenger RNA of Echinostoma caproni, 459 nucleotides long. NCBI's taxonomy places the organism in Eukaryota, Metazoa, Platyhelminthes, Trematoda, Plagiorchiida, Echinostomatidae. The record is from the annotation of a GenBank genome assembly.
AUGUUCUCUACACAAACUGUGGAACCUUUGUGGCCCAAUACGGCAAACAAACCAUCAAUGAAUGUUUGGUGCAGAUGGAAACGUAAAUUUUUUGACUACAUUGAAUUACUUUUGACCCUGAACCCCAGCAUACAUCUGUCAGAGGAUCAGCAAAUCAAGUUACUUCGACAACAUCUCGGUUCGGAAGGUAUAUAUGAGAAUAAUUCUCUGGAUGACGCAUUGAAAGCUCUUGACGGACUUUGGAGCCUUCGAGUGCAUGUGCAUACCGCCCGUUUUGCAUUACACAAAUUGCACCAACAACCGGAGGAGACGGUUGAUGAUUUCAUUUUACGUAUUCAGCGGACCCUUCCAGAUUGCCGCUAUCACGAGUUACCACCAUCCAAGUUCGAAGAAGUCAUGGCAACUCAGUGCUUACUGGCAAGAGUCUGGGACGAUAAAGCUCGGGAACGACUGCUAUAG